AUUAUUCCUUAAUUAGGUAAAAUCUAAAAUCGUACUAUAUAAAUAAAAAAUCCAAUUAUUUUUAUCGUGAUUCUGGCUGGGAAGUUAAUUAAGUUUAUACUAUAAUACCUAGUUUAGAGUGGUGAGCAAGGAAGUGGAAGUAAUAGCGCCGUGUUUGGUUAUAACCAGAAUAAUCAGAAUCAGAAAUUCAGAAACACGAUGAGAAGAUACAACAAUUCUUCUUCUUCUUCAAAUUCUGGAAAUUAUCGGAAUCCAUGUAUUACUAUGCACCAACCUUGGGCUUCUCUUCUCGUUUAUGGCAUCAAACGCAUCGAAGGCAGAUCAUGGCCUUCUCCCAUCAAAGGUCGUCUUUGGAUUCAUGCUGCUGGUAAAGUACCAGAUGAGUCAACUAUCAAAGCAAUGGAAUGCUUCUACAAAGAAAUUUAUGCACUCAAUGGAAUUACUGAUAUCAAUUUUCCUCAACACUACCCUGUUUCUAGGCUUUUAGGUUGUGUUGAAGUUGUUGGUUGCUUGAAUCGUGAGGAGAUAUCGUGCUGGGAGAUGGUUCCUGAAUCGGUAAGGCUGGAAGCGCUGACUGAUUAUUGUUGGUUGUGUGAGCAGCCACAGAAAUUGUUGAUUCCAUUUGAGAUGCGAGGUUACCAAGGUGUUUAUAACUUGGAAAGAAAGAUUUAUGAAGCUGCAGUUAGAGGGUUGGCCCCUGUUGAUAGCCCAUUGCCAGUCAAAUUUCCGCUUCCAGAUCCAUCAGAUCCGUUUUCUCUGAAGCCGGGUCGUGUCUCUGCGCUUACUCGUAAUUUGAAAGCAACUGAAGUGGACAAAUCGUCAAGCUUAAGUCUGGCCAUAGCAGGGGCAUGCGCCGCAGCUACUCAGUUCUCAAAGAAGGAUCAUAAUUCCCAAAGCGCUGACCGAAACAAUAAACCUGCCAAAACAGAUGCUAAUCAUGACGAGAUACAAGCUGCUAGAUCCUAUAAUUUACGACCACAUCCCAGAUCUAUGGAAAAGGGAAAUAUACCAUCAGAUGAAUUAAAUGAGAAAUUUGAUGAUGGUGAUGUCUCAACUGAUCAUGAAGUGAAAAACAGUAGUAAAAUGAAUGACGAAAGUAGCUCGCACCAUCAGUCUCCUCGUUCUGACAGGAGACAACAUUUUAUGCCCUCUACUAAGGUCAGCAGUCAAGAUGAUGGUGAUGUCUCAUCCGAUCAUGAAGUGAAAAGCAGUAGUAAAAUGAACGAGGGAAGUAGCUCGCUCCAUCAGUCCCCUCGUUCUGACAGGAGACAACAUUUUAUGCCCUCUACCAAGGUCAGCAGUCAAUUUGAUGAUGAUGACGUCUCAUCUGAUCAUGAAGUGAAAAGCAGUAGUAAAAUGAACGAGGGAAGUAGCUCGCUCCAUCAGUUUCCUCGUGCUGACAGGAGACAACAUUUUCAACCCGCUACUGACAGUAGACACCAUUUUCAACCCGCUACUGACAGUAGACACCAUUUUCAACCCGCAACCGACAAGAGACACCAUUUUCAACCCGCUACUGACAGUAGACAGCAUUUUCAACUCGCUACUGACAGGAGACAGCAUUUUCAACCCGCUACUGACAGGAGACAGCAUUUUCAACCCGCUACUGACAGGAGACAGCAUUUUCAACUCGCCACUGACAAGAGGCAGCAUUUUCAACCCGUUACUGACAGGAGGCAGUAUUUUCAACCCGCUACUGACAGGAGACAACAUUUUCAACCCUCUACCAAGGGGAUUCUGGUAUAUAGACCAAAGAUCAGUUCUGACAAGUAUGAGAGAAGCAGUAUGCACGGUCAGUCUUCAUGUGCAGAAGCAGAUUUGAGACAGCAUCCUCACCCACCAUCCAAGAUUUUUGCCGCAGCGUUGAAAAGCCUGAAGCAAUGAUCGUGGAAGGAGUCUAACUUCUCAGAGUCCGAUUGUGAAUUUGUAACGCAGUGAAUGGAUUAUUUAGUUUUAGGUUGAAUUGAAAAAAAGCUUGGAAAUGGAUCCUCACUUGAAUUUGUUUUGAUGCUUGAGUCUGUAAACUAUAUUGAUUGAUUUUAUGUUGGUUCUCAGUGUUUGAGUGGUAGAGCUCAGGUUCUUGUAUAUAGUAGUGGAAAAUUGUGAGUUUGUAACAUGUGAAUAAUUGUAUUCAUUCAUGUAAACAAUAAACCCGUCUCACAUAAUGUUAGAAGUGAAUCUUUCAUGGCAUCUA
Molecule: messenger RNA, 2194 nt
Organism: Medicago truncatula (barrel medic)
Lineage: Eukaryota; Viridiplantae; Streptophyta; Magnoliopsida; Fabales; Fabaceae
Exons: 8
Coding region: 199-1884 (561 amino acids)
Source: RefSeq, a predicted model, not a curated record